AUGGCAACACCCACGAUCGUGGACGACAACGAUGUCAAAGCCGACCCGGGCCAGCUCGAGUCCAGAGUGGUGCACCAAAUAGGGAUGGGGAAGCUGGACGCAGCUGCGGCAGAAGGCAGCAGCGGCCAGCUCCAAAGGAGUUUGAAUAGCCGUCAAAUUGGCAUGUUUUCGAUCGCAGGCUCAAUCGGCACCGGCCUUCUAAUCGCUACGGGUUCUACUCUUGCCAGCGGUGGUCCAGGCUCGAUGCUGAUAUCGAUGAUCGUGCUGGGACUCGUCUGCUACAAUGUGCUCGCUGCCUAUGGCGAAAUGUCCACGGCCUUUCCCAUGGACAGAGGUUUCAGCGGCUAUGCUACGCGUUUCGUCGAUCCUGCUUACGGUUGUGCGACAGGCUUCAACUACUUUUGCAAGUACGUGGUGCUUUUGGCCAACAAUCUCACUGCGUCUGGCCUCAUUAUGCAGUACUGGCUGCCACACAUCAACGUCGGUGUUUGGGUUAUCACAUUUGCCGUUCCGAUCAUCUGCAUCAACUUCUGUCCAGUCAGGGUGUUCGGAGAGGUCGAGUUUGUUUCCUCGAUCAUCAAGACACUUGUGAUCGUGGGGCUGAUGCUCGUGUGUCUCAUCAUUGACCUUGGCGGAGGACCCAAGGGCGACAGACUCGGGUUCCGUUACUGGCGCGAUCCUGGUGCGUUCGCGGCUUACAAGCUCCAAGGAUCCACGGGUAGAUUCUUGGGCUGGUGGGCAUGCAUGGUGAACGCCGGAUUCGUAUACAUGGGAACGGAGAUGGUCGGAUUGACGUUUGGAGAAGCGGGCAAGCCGUGGAAGGUGGUCCCAAAAGCCAUCCGACAGACGGCUUGGCGGAUUUCCUUUCUCUACAUCGGCGGUAUUCUCGUACUGGGCAUGGUGGUCCCUUACAAUAGUCCCGGCUUGAUCGCUGCGACUAAACAAAAGACUGGAGCUAGUGCCUCGCCAUUCAUCGUGGCCAUCAAAGAGGCGGGUAUCCGUACCCUACCGGACCUCAUCAACGGCUGCUUGCUCGUCUUUGUACUUAGCGCAGCCAACUCAGAUAUCUACAUCGCAUCUCGGACACUCUUUGGACUUGCUCGAGAUGGUCACUUGCCCAAGAUCUUCGCCAAAACUCACGGCAGCGUCCCCACCAUGGCGGUGGGUGCGUCUUCGCUGUUCUUUCUUCUGGCACUCAUGAACACUACCGAGAGUAGCAGCACCGUGUUCAAGAACUUGGUGUCGCUUGCUACCGUGUUUGGGCUCUUCAAUUGGAUUAGUAUAAUGGUCUCUUACCUGGCGUUCCGACGUGGUAUGAGCGCACAGAGCAUCCCGCGCUCAGCCUUGCCAUUCAAGGAGCGCUGGAUGACGCUGCGGAUAUCCGUGAGUCUGUGUAUCACAUGUAUCAUUGUUUUCUUCAACGGAGUUACCACCUUCAUUCCCUCCUUUCAAGUCAAAUCAUUCGUCUUUGCGUAUACCGGUAUCCCUGUCCAUCUCGGUCUGAUUUUCGGGGCGAAGCUGCUUCUCCGGACUUCACGCAUAUAG
Purpureocillium lilacinum is the source of this 1545-nucleotide messenger RNA. RefSeq lists its product as uncharacterized. NCBI's taxonomy places the organism in Eukaryota, Fungi, Ascomycota, Sordariomycetes, Hypocreales, Ophiocordycipitaceae. Gene Ontology annotation, biological process: amino acid transmembrane transport. The record is from RefSeq and is a predicted model, not a curated record. Gene Ontology annotation, molecular function: amino acid transmembrane transporter activity. Gene Ontology annotation, cellular component: membrane.